UCGGUAGCUCCGGCACAGCAUCUUCUUGCUUCUUGGUGCCCUGCUGAUGUUGGCCACUGUGGCCAUUAGUAGCUACCGUAUCCGCCAUUUCGCGUGCCACUACUUCACGAACCCCUAGUCGCGUUCAAGUGAUCGUACGAAGGUCCGGCACCACCAACCUGUUGCACAAGACUACACUCUUCGUGUGGGGAGACUGGGUGGCAAUCAGCGAAUCAUGUCUCUCGAGAGCACGAGCGAACGCGACGAUGCGAGUGCGAGUGGAGAGAAGGUAUCACUUCUCAUCUAGCACAACAAUUCAAUGUUCUACCAGUCUGUCUCUGUCCUCUAUGCCACCGUGUAACGGAAAGAAGUCGUCCCCGUGGAGGCCGCCGAUGUAUUUGCGAUGAUAGAUUGGCGCACGAUCGUUGGGUUCCAUUUGUGGGGGGGACCCCCACACAGCACACGUGCCGCUGAACUUGACAUACACUACACGCGAAGUGUAUGCAGAGUGUGCUUCUCUGCAGCAUCAUCUGGUUUGCGCAUUCGUCGUAGUCCGAAAGGGAAACCGCGAUUGGCCAUUGUGAUUGCUAUUCAACCUAGUCAUCGUGAGAUCGCGCUCAACCACCGUUGACGACUGAAAUUGUCCAAAAUUGACACAUUAAAGGGGAUGAGGGGGAGACGGUUCUGGUCUAUCAAUUUGCUCAGCAUCAACAUUUGUCUUGUGGCCCGUUCGUCCUCGGAGCGCACACACUGUCUGUUCGUCGUGAAUUGGAAUUUCUAACGACGAAGCGGUUAUCAAAAUUUAACUCCCCUCUCCCCCGCUACACACGCUCCUCCCCGUCCGCCGGCAUCUAUAUACAUUCGUCAACAGCUAAACGACUCGCGACGGGGCGUGCGCCUAGCAGAGCACCAUCCCCCUGUAUAUGAUACUCCGAUAAGAUACGAAACGCAGAAGGCCCCAAUAAUCAUGGGGGACCCUGACCAUUCGCGUCCACGUCUUUUACGAAGAACAAUACCAUAAAUGGGAGAGAAGUGCGCCGUUGUCCGAUUAGAUUUUGCGCCAAGCUCUCCUUCCCUCCUGUUUUAGGUGGUGACCACGCGACACGACGCGAUGCCGCUAGAUGAGUUAGCGAAAUUGACCAACCGUGCAGCAAACAACAUGUAUAUUUGCUGUCUCAUUGUCCCACGGACGCUGUUUGGCUCGGUGUUGAUGGUGAUUUUGUCGAAACUAAUACCGCCAUACCGGAAGCCUACAGCACGGAUUUUUGCGAGAAGUCGGAUUAUUCGAUGGGAGCCGGGGUAGGUUAUGUAAAUGUUUGUUCGAUCACUUACAUCCUCUCUGGAACAGGUUAUAAUGCGCGACGCAUCCUCUUCGUAGAUGGUAAUACGCCGUGUGUUACUCAAGGGUGAUACGUCUGAUAGUGCGCACAACAGGUACGCAGGCACAGUCCAGAUAAUCCAGCGGAAGUUCGGAGUGCGAGUGAGUCAACGCGUGGUGUAACGAACCCCAGCUGCAACUGGAGCGUGCCGUGUCGGAUGCCUUAAAAGGAAUUAGGGCAAUUCGAUUGGACAUCGGAACGGUUGGUCAAUGAAUCGGCGCGCAUCGGCGCUUUUUCGUCCUCGGAAAGCCACGUUACUGUUUGAUAAGCGGAAGCCCCCUAUCAUCAACAGUGACGGCCCCUCCGGCUCCGUGUCGCCGACCAUGAGUGAUCGGGCUAGUGAUUAGAUAAAUUCGCACUCCCGCGCACAUUGGCGAAGGUGUGCGCUGAUUGUUGACGGUGGUUCUUACCCCGUGUCCCGAUUCCCGUUUGUCAAUAUAAUUCUCAGACGCGUGCUCUGAUCGAGUCAGUUGGAGUGAUUGAAAGCUAAGAGAAGGAACAUCACUCGAGUGUGUUGUACCACCAGUAUUUCGCGUCUGUGCAUAGUGUGUAUGUGUGAUCGUAUCGAAAAGAGCAGCAGCAGCAUAAGCAAAAACAAUGGUACAAGAAACGCAUACUGGAGAAGAGACGACAGUGGCCGCCUCUGUGGUUUCUGAGGUGUUGCAGGAAUCCGUGUCUGCAGUUGAGGAAUCAGAGGCGCAUAAGAAUGGUGACGUAAUAGCCGAAGAGAGAAGUGCGGAACCGACGCCCGAAAGCAAAUCCGUUCCGCCGCAAGCCAGCCCUGCCGAAUCCUCCAAGGUUCUACCACAAUAUCUCUAUGACGCUAUGGAGCAGGUAGCUCGAGAGCAAGGGUUCACCGAGGGCAAAUACACGCUCACCUUUGAUAUUGGCUCGAAUAAGGGCGAUGGUUUUGUGGGCGAAAUGUUUAAGGCGCAUCUCGUCGAAGGAGACCGCCGGGAGGUGUACCUGUGCAAGAUCCCACCCAUAAAUGAGGCCCGCCGGAAACAGUUCCCAUCGUUGAUGAUCUUUGCCCGCGAAACGCUAGCCUACAGCAAGCUGUUGCCACUUAUGUUCGCGUAUCAACGGGAGAAGGGAGUUAGCGAAGCGGACGGGUUCUUUAAUGCACCCAAGUGCUACCACAGUUACUGUAACGAGGCGGCCGAAGAAUCGAUCAUCAUCAUGGAAGACUUACGCCUUCAGAGCUACCGAAUGUGGGAUAAAAUGAAGACGGUCAACUACGAGCAUGCCCGGUUGGUGAUGGAACAGCUUGGGCGACUGCAUGCGGUGUCUUUUGCAUUGAAGCGCGACAGACCGCAGGAGUUCGAGCAGUUCAAGGUGGCGGAUCCGAUGCACGAGAUGAUGCCCGAGGGUAGUCCGUUCGAGAUGAUGAUGAAAAAGGUGAUUGGAGACGCAAUCGAGACGCUCGAUCCGUCUGAGACGAAGGAGCGAAGCAAAAUGCAACAUCUGCAUGAUAACUUCCGUCAGGAGAUGCUACGGUGCUCCAAUAGCGAUCUAGCAGAACCUUACACAGUGCUCGGUCAUGGUGACUGUUGGGUUAACAACAUGAUGUACCGCUAUAAGAACGGAGUUCCCGAGAGGAUCGUACUUCUGGAUUGGCAGAUAGCGCGCUAUGUAACUCCGGUGUUGGAUCUGGCCUACUUUAUCUUCUGCGGUACAGAUGAAGAGUUCCGGCGACGCCAUUAUGACGAGAUGAUGGGCAUCUACUACAACUCACUGGCGGCGCUACUCGAGAAGCUGGGCCACAAUCCGCAGGAGGUGUUCCCGCGCACCGCCCUAAUGCGCCAGCUGCGUACCUUUGGUCGGUUCGGAGUGUUGAUGGCCGUCUUUUUGGUGCCCAUGCUAUGCACUCGGAAUGAGGAUCUGUUGGAUAUGGAUGAGGCAGCCGAAAAGUAUCGCGACGGACAGGAGAUGGAUCUGGGCAUGCUAGUAAGAAAUGCAAACCAGUCUGCGUACGCUGUGCGUAUGCGCGGAGUGAUUAAGGACAUUGUCAGAUAUGGGUAUCUGUAGGCGAGAUCCUGACUUUUGGUUCAGUUGUUUCAGAAGUGAGAAUUACGCGUAUCGCACGUAUCGUACGUAAAGGGUUUCGUCACCUCACUGCGUUCACGGCAGACUCCGUUGUCUUAUCUACGUAAUGCGAGGCUAUUCGACUCGCAGAAGACUUGUGACGCGGUCAGAUAAGAUCGGAGCACCCUAUUGGGGACACGGAAUUUGGUUAGCGUGAUGAAGCUCUUGUUACUCGCUUACAGGAUGGAACUGCGCAAUAGCUCAGUGUCUCGGUACGAUUUAAAUGUAAAUACAGAACUAUUUGUAAUUGUGUUGCAAAGAUUUGGUUGGGGUGUUGUGGGGUCUCGCUUUGCUGCUGAAAAUGAUCUAGUGAAUUUCUGUCUAAUCUUCAACGGCCAAAAAGGAGUGUGAAGAAACUCAUUUGGUCUCGAUUUUCAUAACUAACAGCCAACUGUUCAUCUUUUUUUUUAAACUAUGUCUUAGUUUGCCCUUCAAGCGUAAAUAAACUUCUCUUGCCAUAUAUCUCUGCACUUCAGCAACUGUUGUUGACGCACUAAACUUGUUUCCAUGGCCACUGUGUUUUUGAUGGCAGAAUGCUUAGUGCCAAUACAC
Anopheles darlingi is the source of this 3995-nucleotide messenger RNA. RefSeq lists its product as uncharacterized. Lineage: Eukaryota; Metazoa; Arthropoda; Insecta; Diptera; Culicidae. The transcript has 2 exons. The coding region runs from base 1956 to 3386 and encodes 476 amino acids. The record is from RefSeq and is a predicted model, not a curated record.